AUGGCACCCUACUUGCUGUACGCGGGCGGCUACGAAGGCCGCAUCCUCACGCUCUCGUUCGACCCGUCCGCUCUGAAGGCAGAGGAGCGACUGAAGGUCGUGGGCGAGGUGGAGUGCGGGGCGGCGCCUACCUGGCUGACGUUCUCGCAGGACGGCAAGCACCUCUAUGCCGCCGACGAGUGGGGGGAGGACGAGGGAACGCUCACGGCGCUCAGCGUGUCCGAUGAGGGCGUGCUGAAACCAUUGUCGACCGUCAAGACGGGCGGACUGUGGCCUUGUCACUCCUGCCUCUUCUCCUCGAACCCUCCUCAGAUCCUCACAACCAACUACAAAGGCGCCUCUAUCCAUUCUAUUGUCCCUUCUCCCCCAGGCGACCUCGACCCGACCGCCUCCUCCCUCCUCUCCGUCCUCGAUACCGGCUCAGCUCUUGGACCUAUCGAAUGGCGGCAAGAGCAAGCGCACCCUCACGGUGCGCACCCUGACCCGCUUGGACAGGUCAUCGUCGUCCCCGACCUCGGUACGGACGACCUGCGCAUCCUCGCUCCUUCACCCGACGACUCCAGCAAAUGGGAAGAACGCGAGCGGGUGCACCUCACGCCCGGCGACGGACCACGCCACGUCCUCUUCGGUCCUUUGCGACCCAGCAACCGCCCCGGCGUCGCGAAAGUCGCGCGCCUCUACGUCCUCAACGAGCUGAACAACUCGAUCUCCGUCCUGUCCGUCUCGUACCCCUCCGACCCGACUUCGCCCGUCCCAACAAUCACGAUCCUCCAAUCACGUAUCUCCCUUCUUCCGCCUGGACCGAUGCCGCACCAAUCCGACUUUUCCUCCUGGCACGCCGCAGAACUUGUGCUCUCGCCUACUGGACGGACUUUGAUCGCCUCGAACCGCGCGGAAGCGCACGACCCGCUCAAUGGCACCUCGGAGGGACCGGAAGACUUGCUCGCGGUGUUUGAGGUGGACGAGGAAGGGUUGGUAGUGGAGGAAAGUCGGAAGCUCGUUGGGAGCGGCGGACGCGCACCGAGGCAUAUGAGUUUGUCGAGCGAGUCUUUGCGCUGCAAGGGCAAGGGAGACGAGGCGAUUGAGGAGGGGAGGUGGUUGGCUGUUGCACUACAUGAUUCGGAUGAGGUGGUUGUCUUCGAGCGGGUGGGAGGGGUCGAUGGGAGGGAGUUGAGGGAGGUGGCGAGGUUGAGGGGUGCGGGGAGGCCCGGUAUCGUGCUUUGGGCGUGA
Messenger RNA from Rhodotorula toruloides NP11, 1230 nucleotides. Its product is annotated as carboxy-cis,cis-muconate cyclase. The record is from RefSeq and is a predicted model, not a curated record. The transcript is spliced from 3 exons. Lineage: Eukaryota; Fungi; Basidiomycota; Microbotryomycetes; Sporidiobolales; Sporidiobolaceae. The coding region runs from base 1 to 1230 and encodes 409 amino acids. Gene Ontology annotation, molecular function: protein binding; 6-phosphogluconolactonase activity.